Molecule: messenger RNA, 1563 nt
Organism: Fusarium keratoplasticum
Lineage: Eukaryota; Fungi; Ascomycota; Sordariomycetes; Hypocreales; Nectriaceae
Product: Sulfatase domain-containing protein
Exons: 1
Coding region: 1-1563 (520 amino acids)
Molecular function (GO): iduronate-2-sulfatase activity
Source: RefSeq, a predicted model, not a curated record
AUGCCCUUCUCUCACAGCAUCCCCCCCAAACCCCUGCCCCUGCAGGUCGCCUCUAAGAAUGGAGGCGACAAGCCAAACUACAUCAUCUUCAUGCCCGACCAGUUGAGAUACGACUCCCUCGGCUGCACGACUGGUCCUAAUUCUGGCAUCAAAACACCAAACAUUGACGCCUUUGCUGCCCGAGGAAGUCUCUUUACCAACUGCUUCACUCAAGCCUCGGUAUGCUCGCAGUCGCGAUGCAGCAUGUUUACGGGGACGUAUCCGCACGUCAGUGGACAUCGCAGCCUUGAGAACCUGAUCAAGCCCUGGGAGCCAAACAUUUUCCGAAGUCUCAAGGAGUCGGGUUAUCACGUUGCAUGUCUUGCCCCGCGAGGCGAUACCUUUGCGCCCACGGUCACGGAGCUCAGCGUUACAGAAUAUGGCUUCCUCGAAACGCCAGAGUAUGUGCCUAAGUUUGGAGGAGGCGAGCGCGAAAUCGACGAGAGCAUUUGGGGACGACUGUUUUAUCGAGGUCUGAGAGACGCGGACAAGGCUAUGGAUUACGAUGAGGCUGUCGUGAGAUCAGCUUUGACUUGGUUGGACUGCCCUCCGACCGACAAGCCUUGGGUUCUUUUCAUGCCUCUGAUCUUCCCUCAUUGCCCUUUCCAGGUUGAGGAGCCAUUUUUUUCUAUGUAUGACCGAGAGAAGAUUACUGGCAUUGAAGCCACACCGGACAAGAAGACGGGCUACGAGCCACGGUACAUGAAGUCCAUCAGAGAGCGAUAUGGUACACACCGCGCAACGGAUGAGAUUUGGAAAGAGAUCAAGGGUACCUAUUACGGUAUGAUUUCUCGACUUGAUGAUCAGUUUGGUCGUGUCAUGAAGCGCGUGGAUGAGUUGGGAAUCUGGAAGGAUACCGUCACCAUGUUCUUUACUGAUCAUGGAGAAUAUCUCGGCGAUCAUGGCCUCAUCGAGAAGUGGCCUUCUGGUCUUUCUGAGACUCUGGUUCAUGAGCCGCUCAUUGUCGGAGGUGCAGGAUUACCAGAGGGAAAAAAGAUCAACGCCAUGACAGAAAUGGUUGAUCUUGUCCCAACCAUGUUGGAAAUUUCGGGGAUUGGCGAGUCGUUCUCCCACAACGGACUGUCCUGGAUUCCUCUGCUCUGCGGUGAUUCUACAACACAUAAGCAAUAUGCUUUUUCUGAAGGUGGCUUCCUGACGUCGGAAGAGCCCAUACUCGAGCAGGCGCCCUACCCAUACGAUUUGAAAGCUGGUCUACAGCACGAAGAUACAACCCUAGUUGGAAAAGCCAUCUCCUUGAGAGACGAGACUUGGACCUUUGUGUAUAGAUUGUAUGAGCCGUCAGAGCUCUAUCAUCGACAAAACGACCCUCACGAGCUACACAAUCUAGCCGAAGAUCCAGACCACAAGGAGUUGGCAGACAAGUUUGAGAAGGCUACUCUGAAGUGGCUUUUGCAAGGAGCCGAUGUGAUGCCUUGGACAGCGGAUCCGAGAUUCCCGGAAGUCAAGUUGAAGAGUCCGCGAGAGCAGAUGCAAGAGCGGUUGAAGCAGGUUCGAAGUGACUGA